Strongylocentrotus purpuratus (purple sea urchin) is the source of this 1580-nucleotide messenger RNA. RefSeq names its product zonadhesin-like. The record is from RefSeq and is a predicted model, not a curated record. Lineage: Eukaryota; Metazoa; Echinodermata; Echinoidea; Camarodonta; Strongylocentrotidae. Gene Ontology annotation, molecular function: protein binding. The annotation marks the transcript as partial. The transcript is spliced from 10 exons.
CCUACAGAUACUUGGACAAGUCCUGACUGCAGCCAGCGAUGCACCUGCUUUAAUGGAGAGGCUCAGUGUGAAGCCUACGGAUGUGGGGAGAAUGAAGAAUGUGAUCUCAGGAACGCUCCCGGUUUCUGCCAGAUCUGGGGUGACCCUCAUUAUGUGACCUUUGACGAUAAGAAAUAUAACUUCCAGGGUGAUUGUGACUACACACUGGUCAGAGAUUGCCAGAAUUCCAGUGAAUAUCACCUGUGGUCCAACAAUGAACGGCUGCGCCCAUCAGAUAGGGUUUCCUACCUUAGAGAGGUUAUUCUGGAAUUGAAAGGCAACAUAUACUCCCUUAUCAAGGGCUUCCAUGUCAGAGUUAAUGGCAUUGAUGUAUCUGAGAACCUGCCCUACAUGGAUAGUGAAGUGUGGAUCUACAGGGAUGUAACCUCAAUGAAUCUGGUAACAGAUUUCUUAUGGGUUAGCUAUGAUGGACAGGGGACAGUAACUUGUGGCUGUGUGGGAUCCUUUGAUGGAGACCGGACCAAUGACCUCAUGCUGCCUUCAGGAGAAAUGGCAAGAUCAGUAACUGAGUUUGGAAACAGCUGGGUUGUGAAUCCCGACCAAUGUGAUGAUGUGGAUCCAGGUCCAACUGAUCCUUGUGACAAUGGAGUGACCAGCCUGGAGGAUGCUGUUGAUCUUUGCUACUACCUUAAGGAUCCUCUUGGACCCUUUGCAUCCUGCCACAGUUAUGUUGACCCUGAUGACCACUAUGAUUCAUGUCUGUAUGAUGUAUGUGAGAUGGAUGAUGAUGCCCUGUGUGCGAGUCUAGAACAGUACGCCCAGGCCUGCAAAAGCAAGGGAGGGAACCCUGGAACCUGGAGAGUGCAUGUACCGGAAUGCCCAUUGGACUGUCCUUCCAACACUGUGUACGACCCCUGCUUCAGUGGCUGUCCAGCAACCUGUUCCUCUGCUACGAGCACAUUGUCCUGCAAUACCACUUGCCAGGAAACAUGUAGAUGUGCAGAUGGUCUUGUACUGGAUGGUGGGCACUGUGUGGAUCCAUCACAGUGUGGUUGCACUCUGGAUAGUGGUGUUUAUAUUCCGUCUGGAGGAGCAUGGACUGACCCAGGCUGCACACAAACACUGCCUUUGUCGAGAGAGAACGAAGAAUGCGAAAUCAGGAACGGUUUUCCAAGCUGUUACUGCAGAGAUGGCUACACCUCUCUCGGAGAUGCCUGCUUCAGAGCUCCUGGGUAUUGCCAGAUCUGGGGUGACCCCCAUUAUGUGACCUUUGACGAUAAGAAAUAUAACUUCCAGGGUGAUUGUGACUACACGCUGGUCAGAGAUUGCCAGAAUUCCAGUGACUACCACCUGUGGUCCAACAAUGAACGGCUGCGCCCAUCUGACAGUGUUUCUUACCUGAGGGAAGUGGUACUUGACCUGAGCGAUAGAAGAUACGCUCUGAUCAAGGGCUUCCAUGUCAGAGUGAAUGGAAGAGAUGUAUCUGAAAACCUGCCUUACAUGGAUGAGCAAGUGUGGAUCUACAGGGAUGUGACAUCCAUGGUAUGUCAUAGAUAAACCCUGUUUUUCAUAUUUAGUAU